GUGAGGAGGAGCGGCGAGCAAUAGCGAGGAUCUACACGGGCAAAAGUUGAUCUUUCAUCCACCGUGCAAGCAAUUGCAUCCAUUCUAAGGAGGGGAGACGAGAUGGCAGCCCAGACUCAGCAACCUCACCUGCACCUGGCCGAGCUCACCGCAGCCCAGUUCAUCGACAUCUGGAAACAUUUUGAUGCAGACGGAAAUGGCUACAUCGAAGGGAAGGAACUGGAAAACUUUAUUGGAGAGUUGGAGUCGGCGAGACGAGGAGCAGGCGUGGAUACUUCACAUGCUGCAUUCAAGGAGAAGAUGAGGGAGUUCAUGGCCAGUUUUGACAAGAAUUCUGAUGGGAGGAUUGAGAUGACAGAGUUGGCUCAGCUUCUGCCCACAGAAGAAAACUUUCUGCUCUGUUUCAGAGAGUUUGUGGGAUCCAGCACUGAAUUCAUGGCCGCUUGGCGGCGCUAUGACACCGACCGUAGUGGAUACAUCGAGUCGAAUGAACUGAAGGGCUUCCUGACAGACCUGCUGAAGAAAGCCAACACAAGCUAUGAUGAUAAGAAGCUCAACGAGUACACACAGACAAUUUUAAGGAUGUUUGAUUUGAACGGUGAUGGGAAGCUCGGCCUCUCUGAAAUGGCGAGGCUCUUGCCCGUACAGGAGAAUUUCUUGAUGAAGUUUCAGGGCAUCAGGCUCACAGUCAAGGAAUUUGACUCCCUCUUCACACUCUAUGAUAAGGAUGCGAAUGGCUACAUUGACGAACAGGAACUGGAUGCUUUGCUGAAGGACCUCUCUGAGAAGAACAAAAUGGAUGUGGAAGUCACAGGACUUUCGGGGUACAAGAAGAGCAUCAUGGCUCUGUCAGACGGAGGGAAACUGUUUCGCACUGAGCUGGAGAUCGUUCUCUGCCGGGACUCUGAGCUGUGAGACCACCCUCCCUCCUCCCCCCACCCCACCACCACUGCCCCCCCACUGCCUCCUUCCUACAUCCUGUUGUAAACUGGUGCAUGUAUGACUUGCUUACAAUGCUAGAAAGAAAACGUAUAGUGCUCCUAAAAGCACACAGUCAACUGCUGGCCCCUCUGUUUAUUCUUUUUAACACUUCGCUCCAUGGUGAAAUAGCCCUAGCAAUUAAAUAUAUUGUGUGAUCAACUUUGUUUUUUUAGUUCCUAUUUUAAUAUGCAUUUGCAGUUUUACAUCAAUCCAUCUAUCCCCCUCCCCUCACUUAAUACUUCUGUUCGUGUAUGCUAUUUAUUUUUGUCAAAUUCAAUUCCCUCUUGUUUAUUUCAUGAAGCUUGUACUGUUCUAUUAAAUAUAUUACAGAGAGAAUGAAUAAAUAUAACAUAAGA
Phycodurus eques (leafy seadragon) is the source of this 1337-nucleotide messenger RNA. RefSeq names its product calretinin-like. The record is from RefSeq and is a predicted model, not a curated record. Gene Ontology annotation, biological process: regulation of presynaptic cytosolic calcium ion concentration; regulation of long-term synaptic potentiation. The transcript is spliced from 11 exons. NCBI's taxonomy places the organism in Eukaryota, Metazoa, Chordata, Actinopteri, Syngnathiformes, Syngnathidae. The coding region runs from base 103 to 915 and encodes 270 amino acids. Gene Ontology annotation, cellular component: synapse; nucleus; dendrite. Gene Ontology annotation, molecular function: calcium ion binding.